UCCUUGUUAUAAAAGCUCAACAUCAACCGUUUUUCCUGCACGUUUCCUCUGUGAGUUGGUACCAGUCAUAGCAGUCAUGAUGUUCCAGGCGGCUCUGCUCAGCUUCCUCUUCUGCUCCGUGCAGAGCCACAGCAUCCCGGGUUCAUUUGAAAAGGUUGAGGAACACUCUGGCAACAGCAUUGAGGACGAGGAUGUCUCCGUGUCCACCCUGUUAGAGAGAGCAAAUAACAAUGUUGAAAGGAGCUUAGACGAGCCUCUGAUUGUGGAAGGAGACAUCGCCAUACCAACAGGCCUGCAGAAUGCUGAUCCAUGCACACAGAGAGGCUGCCUGUGGCCGAGAUCCAGAGAUGGCAAUGUCUAUGUACCCUACCGCAUCUCCAACCAGUACUCUACAAGAGAGAGGAACACCAUCAUCACAGGUCUUCGCUCGUUUGCUGAGUCCACCUGCAUCCGCUUCACCCCCCAGAGCAGAGAACAGGAUUUUGUUGACAUCCAGUCUAGAUCAGGGUGUUACUCAUUUGUUGGUCGUCGUGGUGGUGGGCAGACAGUGUCGCUGAGCCGCCAAGGUUGUGUUUUCCAUUCGAUCAUCCAGCACGAGUUGCUCCAUGCUCUGGGCUUCAACCACGAACAAACCCGAUCUGACAGGGAUGAGCAUGUUCGCAUCCUGUUAGAGAAUGUCAUUCCAGGGCUGGAAUAUAACUUUCGGAAGAUCGCAACAAGGAAUCUUGACACACCAUAUGACUACGGCUCUGUCAUGCACUAUGGAAGGUACGCUUUUUCGAGGAACCGCCAGCCGACCAUCGUUCCCAUCCCUGAUAGUGACGUAGCAAUCGGCAGAGCGACUCAGAUGAGUCCCGUGGACAUCCUUCGGGUUAACCGCCUUUACAGCUGCAAUUCAUCUGCACAAAAACCCUUACUGGUAAAAAAUAAAAUGAGCCAAUUCUUCCUCAGCUCAGAGAGAAUCUGAACACUAUCGCGGAAACAGAAGAUCUGCAGCUUUUUAUCUACAAGCAAAACCAGAAAUGCAUCUUGUCCCCAGUGACCGUAUCACUGUAUGUCAGAAUUUGAUUAGUAUUGUUGCUGUCCUAAUGACGUGAAAAUACCCUGAAACAAAGCUUCACUUUUGCAGUGAACUGCUUGCAUGCUUGAUGAAAUAAAAUGAAAGAAUU
Messenger RNA from Thalassophryne amazonica, 1169 nucleotides. Its product is annotated as low choriolytic enzyme-like. Gene Ontology annotation, biological process: proteolysis. The record is from RefSeq and is a predicted model, not a curated record. Lineage: Eukaryota; Metazoa; Chordata; Actinopteri; Batrachoidiformes; Batrachoididae. Gene Ontology annotation, molecular function: zinc ion binding; metalloendopeptidase activity. The transcript is spliced from 10 exons. The coding region runs from base 77 to 967 and encodes 296 amino acids.